Molecule: messenger RNA, 4067 nt
Organism: Silurus meridionalis
Lineage: Eukaryota; Metazoa; Chordata; Actinopteri; Siluriformes; Siluridae
Gene: sun1a
Product: Sad1 and UNC84 domain containing 1a
Exons: 24
Coding region: 425-3460 (1011 amino acids)
Biological process (GO): nuclear envelope organization
Cellular component (GO): nuclear envelope; meiotic nuclear membrane microtubule tethering complex
Molecular function (GO): protein-membrane adaptor activity
Source: RefSeq, a predicted model, not a curated record
UUCCCCACUCCACCACAGAGGCCAUAUUGGUGUUGUGUUAGGAUUGAGGCGCGAACCGAGCUGAAUUCCCCCUGCACAGGGUUUCAGCUACAGGGUUUGUUCGCUUUAUUCACGCCCACUACGACACACCUAACCGUCGUGUGUGUGUGUGUGUGUGUGUGUGUGUGUGUGUGUGUGUGUGUGAGUGAGAGUCGCAGAAUAGAGCAGGUGGCUUCGAGGUGUGUGAACCGACACCAGGACGCGUUUUGGAUUAUUUUACCUUCCCCUCCGCUAAUACAUCAUUUCUUUCUUUCUUUUUUUUUUUUUUUUUUUUGAACAUUACAUAAUUGGCACCGCAGUGAGUCACGCUGUUCUACAAAGAAACACCACGCUCUGUGCUCAGAGUCCACUCCAUCACCUUGGCUCUCGCAGCUGAAAGGAGAUCAUGGUGUAUUCAAAAGCACACACAUGCGCUGCUCAGCAGCAGGAUGCAGACAACACCGGCUAUACCUACUCGCUCAGCUCCAGCUACUCUUCAUCUGCUCUGGAGUACGAGAAGGCGAACAAACUCGCUCCUGUGUUCGAGUCGCCCAGGAUGUCGCGACGCAGUCUGCGCCUGCAGGCCAACUCCACCCACUAUGGAGACGACAGCCUGCUAGACUCCUCCGUCAACCGCAGCAGUUCUUACAGUACCGAAAGCCGGGUUCACCGGGAGAGCAAGACCGUGAAGAGCAGGAGAUCUCAGCGCUCUGUAUCAAGUUCGCUCUUUCAGACACCAGUAAAGAACCAGUCCUUGGCACUGCAGGCACAUAACAGCAGCAUGCACAGCUGUUCGGCGAGCGACGCCUCUCUUCUGUCCUCCCUGCUGGAUGAAUCGAGCAUCCAGGAGCGCACCCUCGUCGACAGUUUCUGGGGAUUGGAUAAGGAUGGAGAUCCCAGAGAUCAGACACUCCAUACGGACCACAGCUUCUCUCUGAACAACAGCGGCACGCACGCGGCUCAGACUCAGACCUCCACCAUACACAGAGACUACAUCUGCAAUAACUGCGUAGCCAGCCACUCUGACAGGAGAGAUGCUCUCCAAGCCUACACCUCCCCCAAACCCUGCUCCUCCUCCUCCUGUUCUUACUCCUCGGCCACCCUGCGCAGCACAGCAGUGGACGGAGCCGCCUUGGCUGCGAGCGAGGCCUUCUCCUCUCCCCACACUACGGUGUACAGCCGAGAGCGAAGCCGCCGACACAAAGCCGGUGUGCUUGGAGUGGUCUCAGAGGCCUUCCUGCAUUGCAGCAGGAAAGUGUGGUCCUCUGUUGUCUGUGUGUUUACCAUACUCAUGCAGAACGUUCUGAAGACCUGCCAACUGGGCAAAGACCGGUGUGUGAGGGUGUGCAGGAGAGCAGGUGCCUCCUCAGCUGCAGCCCUCACACUGCCGGCUCAGUUUAUUGGGCUGAGGAAGACCAGCUGUGGCAGUGCUAACGGAGGUCAUGCUAGUUUCUGUGGAACCAUGAAUGUAAAUGAAACGGUGACUCAAAAGGACCCGCACACUCUUAAUGGCCCUCUGUGUGACGACUGCAAAGAGAAACACAGUUCGAGGACAAUCACAGUCUCCACAGGGUCUUCCAGAGCCCCUUGGCUUGUAGAGGCUCUGUGGCUCCUUAUAACAUUCACAGGCGGCAGUGUGUUAAAGGCGGGACAGGACGUCUUUUCGGCUGCCUGGUUUAUCACGAAGAAGGUUUCUUCUAUUCUCUAUUUGGCUGCAGUGUCUCCAGGGAGUGCAGCUUCAGGGGCAUUACAGUGGCUGGGAACUGCAUGGUAUCAGUUGGUCACGCUCAUGUCUUUGUUCAACGUCUUUUUCCUCACCAGGAUCCUGCCCAUACUUCAGAAACUUUUCCUGAUUAUUCUUCCCUUUGUGCUUACUCUCGCCGUCCUGUGGUAUUGGGGGCUGUUUAGCGUCUCGACCCUUUGGCCCGUAGCAAACAUGACUCAAGACUCUGCUAUAAAUAAAGCCGUUGACCUUCAACCCGAUGACACGUUAGCAGACGCAAACGUCCAGGGUGAACCCGAUGUCCCCAUAUCGCAGACGAGCCCUCAGCAGGAGCUGGCGGUCGUGUCCGAGUUCGAUUCUGAACGACUUGCUCGGAUAGAGAAGAGUCUGGGGAGGCUGUGGGAUAAGGUGACCGCGUCAGGCGGCAAACAAGAAGAGCAGCACGCGGAGGUCCUCGGACUGUGCAGCUCACUAAAAGAAGAGCUUCAUAGAAACACGGAUAAAGAGACCAUGGGCCAGUGGGUGGGCACGCUUCUAGAGCAAAGAUUAAGCGUGCUAAAAAAAGAGCUGGAAGAAGACACCGAGCACUCGCAGCCGCAUCAGGAAGAGAUUGUUGAAACCGGGUACCAGGAGUCCCGGCUGGCCAAGAUCGAAGAGCUUCUUAAAGACCUGGCCGAACAAACAGAGGAGUUACAAACAAGGCACGAGACUGCGACUCCGCUUACUGUCAGCGGGGAAAUGGACGGCGCUCCUCACGCGGCUCUUCUUGCACAAGUGCACAAACUGGAGGAGGCUCUAGGGAGCAUCAGGGCAGACCUGCAGGCCGUGACUGGCUGUAAAGGACGGUGCGAACAGCUGGAUUCUCUUCAUGACACCAUAUCCAUGCAGGUCAAGAAGGAGCUUCAGGUUCUUCUGUACGGCAGCGAGCAGGAGGAGGUGCAGCUACCAGGUUCUUUGAUGCAGUGGCUUUCGUCUCAGUUCGUGAGCAACUCGGACCUGCUGGCCUCGCUCGGUUCUCUUGAGAAGGGAAUUCUGGAGAAUUUGUCACUUCAGCUAGAGGAGAUGCAACAAAAGCCAAGUGUAGAGACGAUCACACAGAGCGUCCUGCAAGCCACUGAGCACUCCGGCUUAUCCGAAGAGGAUGUCCAGCUGAUCGUACAGAACGCUCUGAAGCUCUACUCUGAGGACCGCAUUGGCCUUGUCGAUUACGCUCUGGAGUCUGGAGGUGGCAGCAUCCUGAGCACACGUUGUUCCGAGACGUACGAGACAAAGACUGCACUGAUGAGUCUGUUUGGUUUUCCUCUUUGGUACUUCUCCCAGUCUCCCCGUGCAGUCAUUCAGCCUGAUGUACAUCCUGGUAACUGCUGGGCAUUUAAAGGUUCCACGGGCUAUCUGGUGAUUCGUCUGUGUGUGAAGAUCGUUCCGACGGCGUUUUCCCUGGAACACAUCCCUAAAGGUCUCUCACCAACCGGCAACAUCACCAGCGCCCCACGCAACUUCACAGUCCAUGGUCUGGAGGAUGAACAGCAAGAAGAGGGGAAGCUGCUGGGGCAGUACGUUUACCAAGAGGAUGGAGAUGCUCUACAGACCUACCCAGUGAUGGAGAACAACACUGAAGCUUUCCAGAUCAUCGAGCUGCGAGUGCUGAGUAACUGGGGUCACCCGGAGUACACGUGUCUGUACCGCUUCCGGGUGCACGGCGAUCCUGUGCAGCAGUGAUCCAACACUAAAGAGGACGUGGAGUUUCCACGGAGGAGAUCCCGCACCACCCUCACAUCGAACGCGGAAACAGUUACCACGAUCGCUUCUUCUUCUUCAACCCUCAGCGUUUUGCCGAUUCGCGCUUUGCACUCCCGUGUCUCUCAAACAAUACAAAAUUCUCGUCCAUCCGGAACGUUUUAUUUCCUCCCGUGAUUCUACUCCGGCAUGCGACACGGACGCAGGGCAGCGGAACUCGGCACGGUCUGAACUGCACUGAAAGACUCUCAGUACGUUUCAUUGAAAAACUAAAAGGACUACGGUGUAUUUUAAACAGCAUGUUGUAAAUAUUGUUAAUAGUUUGUCUGCUUUAAGUGUCUCUAAUAAUUUAGCUUUUUUUUUUCCUUAUAUAGUGUACUGAUUUAUUCAAGUGCCCAGCUAAGAGACUGUUAUUAAUCACUAUUUAUUUUUUUAUGCAUUUGUGUUGAUCUUAGUAAAACUUUAUAUUGUGUAUUUUUGUAAAUGCUUUUCAGAUCAUUUUGUAAUUAUCGAGGGACCACAGGUUGGCUUUUGCAAUGAAGUUAUAUUUUGUUUGUGUGGGAUGUUCUAAUAAAGAGUAAUUUUUUUA